AUGCAGAACCCAUUCACCACCGCCAUCCUCCUCCUGGCCGCCCUGUCGGCUUCGGUGCUCGCCUCGCCCGCGUCCGGCAGCGACGCCGCCGAGGGGAGCAUCAAGGUCGUCUCCCGCCAGUUUACCGAAACCGUCCUCUCGACGCAGGCAGCAUGCCUCCAGUACGGCAUGAUAGCCAACAUGUCAGUCGUCGGGGGCAACAGCAGCUACCGCACCGUCUUCCUCGAGCAGAGCCAGACCGGCACCCUCGCGAACUCGGCCAUGCUCAACAAGGCCAUCCUCGUCGCCCCGAAUCUGACCGCCGAUGUCGAGCUCAACCAGGCAUGCGGAAACUUGACCGCGAUCGCGAUCCAGGAGGCUGCCCUCAACUUCACGCAGGGCAAGGUGGCCCAGUUCACCUUCACCGGCACACCGGGCUCGAUCGAGAGCGGACCGAUCAUCAUCGUCGUGGUGCUGCUGUGCUUGCUCAUCCAGGUGGCCCCUCUGACGGCAUUGUGA
This is a messenger RNA of Diaporthe citri, 498 nucleotides long. RefSeq lists its product as uncharacterized. The record is from RefSeq and is a predicted model, not a curated record. The transcript has a single exon. The coding region runs from base 1 to 498 and encodes 165 amino acids. Lineage: Eukaryota; Fungi; Ascomycota; Sordariomycetes; Diaporthales; Diaporthaceae.